UGCGCCGUUGCAGAAAGCGGACGAGAGGAAGUGCUUGCUCCUUCAUUAAUAUUACGCAGAAAAGCCAGACAGUCCACCGCGAUGUCCGCAGCAGCGACGGCUCCCCGGUGGCUCCGCAGGGCGUCCGCCGUCGAGGAGUACUUCGAAGAGGGACACAAGAAGAAGCUCAACAUCGUCAACUACACCAUCACCCUCAGCUCGACAUCUGAGCGUCUGCCGGAGAUCAUGCAGGAGGCCCUUGUACUGCUCUAUAGGAAAGUGCCUGUGCUGCGGGUCUGCUUCGGCUUGCGCGACGGCCAGCUCUGGCUGCGAGAGAUGGACGAGUGUAGAGUGGAAUUUGAGGUGCAGGAGGCCGGCGCGUGGGAGAAGCAGCGGGAGGAGACCAUGCGGCGCUUCGACAAGGAGCGUGGCCCGCUGUGGCGAGUGAAGCUCUUGACGGAGGGCGCGGCGCUGCAUCUCCGGCCGCUGGACGACUUGCCGCAGCCGUUCAAACACGACUACUCCGUCCUGUUCUGCGUCCACCAUGGCAUCGCGGACGGCAUGACCACCACGAGAAUCUGCGGUUUCCUCCGGGCGAUUCUAGACGACCUCUUGUCGGGUCGCCCCGUCGACGCAGCCGAGCAGCUGGGCGAGCACGUUCCGUACGACGCUGCCAUGGCGCUCUACGCUGCGGAGGAGCAGAAGCUGAAAGAGGACCCUGCUCUCCUGGCGAAGGCGAUGAAGGAGUUCGCGGAGGGCGAGAAGACGCGCCCGCUCCUCCUGGACGUCCUGCCGCGACCCCAGGGCGGCGAGGCCACCACCGGCAGCAUCCCAAUGCGCCUCACCGAGGAGGAAACGAAGGCUCUCGUCAGCUGCUGCAAGGCGAAGAAGGUGUCUCUAAACAGCUUCUUCACCAGCGCCAUCAAUGUCGCCCUCAUCGAUUUCCUGCAGGACCUGGGCGUGAGGAAGGACGCGUAUGAGUUCCGCGCGGGACACGACGUCAGCCUGCGCCGCUACUACGAAGGAGACACGUCCCGCACCCUGGGCGUCCACCUGCCCAUCUUCGGCUUCCGCUUCGUGUACGGCGCGACGGCCGAGCUCUACCGGGAGUUCUGGGCGUCGACGCAGGCGUUCCACAAGAGGUUCCAAGGCGCGCUGCGCAAUCGGGAGCCCCUGCGGGCGGUGGUGCUGCGGCAGAAGGACGCCUCCCAGUUCGACGACAUCGAGGGCUUCUACAGCGACCAAGGCGAGCCGAACUACUACUACACGAUCUCCAACCUCGCCGACGUGACGGAGGCGCUGUCGAAGGAGGGCGACAACGUGCAGAUCACGCAGUUGGAACGUUACGUGGCGCUCAGGAACAAAAAGUGCUUCAUGUGCUUCAACAUCCACACGUUCAGGGACCAAGUGACGGUCAACAUGCUCUACUCGACGCACUACUUCAAGGAGGAAUAUGCGCUCCGGCUGGCGGACCUCGUGCACACCAGCAUCCUCACGAAGAUUGUGUUCGACGAGAAACUGCCGUAGGAUCUUGUCUUGUGCAGAGCGAUGUGGAUCUAGCUGUCUCCUUCUCUCUCUCUCUCUCUCUCUCUCUCUCUCUCUCUCUCUCUCUCUCUCUCUCUCUCUCUCUCUC
This is a messenger RNA of Penaeus vannamei (Pacific white shrimp), 1612 nucleotides long. RefSeq lists its product as uncharacterized. Lineage: Eukaryota; Metazoa; Arthropoda; Malacostraca; Decapoda; Penaeidae. Gene Ontology annotation, molecular function: catalytic activity. The record is from RefSeq and is a predicted model, not a curated record.